UAUGUAUGUACCCUUCUUGCUUCACACCAUUUCAUAAACUCUCUCUCUCUCACGCUCACUCUUCAAUCACAUUAACGACAAACCUCUUUUCUUCCAAACCCUAGAACAGAGCUACUACACAAAAACCCUAAUCUCCCUCUCUCUCUCUCUCAAUCUUUCUAGAGAUCUUGCUGCAUUUUCCGGCGAUGUGAUUCCGGCGAAACUCAUAGCAUUUCCGUUUUUUUUUUGAAACACCACAGCUUCACCAACAUUGUUUACAGAAAAUGGCCUCAGCAUGUGUAAACAACAUCGGAAUGUCGCCGGAGAGCUUCAUCGACCUAGCUCCGGCGACCUACGGCUGGCUCAGCCCUCGCAUCUCCUUCAGCCGCGACGACGACUCUUCAAAGCUCGCGGCUCCCAAGCCGCAAGCGUCGCCGGCGAAAUCGGCGCCUCCCUCUGAGCUACCAGAUCUGGAAGCACCGGCCGGAGAUUUCGAGUUCAGGCUGGAAGAUCCAGUGGCCAUGCUCCCCGCCGACGAGCUCUUCUCCGACGGAAAGCUCGUGCCACUACAGCUCUCGUCGGUCAAACCUCAAGUCAACGACGCCACCAUUUCCGAGAUCAGGUCGCCGGAUUCUCCAAAAACCCGCCGGAGACCCGAGAUCUCCAGCACCGACCCGUACCUCUUCUCUCCCAAAGCUCCGAGAUGUUCUAGCCGUUGGAAAGACCUUCUCGGCCUUAAAAAACUCUACCACAACUCAAACCCCAAACCCGACCCAAAAACGACACCGUCGUCCACCACAAACACCAAAUCCCUCAAACACUUCCUCCAACGAAGCUCGAAGUCUACCACCACAUCAUCAUUAUCUCUAUCUUCCUCAUGCGACUUGUCGUUGAGCCUCCCUUUGUUAAAAGACACAGACUCUUCCUCAUCCGAGUCGUUAUUAUCUUCUUCUCGAUUCUCGCUUUCCUCCUCUUCCUCCUCCGGCCACGAGCUCGAAGAUCUCCCCAGACUCUCCCUCGACUCCGAGAAACAAAACCCGAACCCGAACCCAAACCCGAUUUCAAUCCACCGCAACCCGCCGAAGAUGAGACCGGUAAAACCGAAGCAGACAAGGCAAAUGGACAGCAAUGGCAAAAACGUGAGAACAGGGAGGAGUUUUACGAAAGAAACCCAAUCGACGAGUAGAGGAGUAUCGGUCGAUAGUCCGAGAAUGAACUCGUCUGGGAAGAUAGUGUUUCAGAGCUUGGAACGAAGCUCGAGCAGUCCGAGUAGUUUCAACGGUGGGCCCAGGUUUAAGCACAGAGGAAUGGAGAGGUCCUAUUCGGCAAACGUGAGAGUAACCCCGGUUCUCAAUGUGCCGGUUUGUUCGCUCCGUGGCCCGUAUUCCUCUAAAUCGUUUGGGUUCGGACAGCUUUUCUCGUCGCCGCAGAAACGAGAAACCGGAGGCAACAGCAGAGGCCAUUCAUAUUAUCAUAGUAGUAAUAGCAAGAACCGCACCGAUCGAAUCUGACAAGAGCAGUAAAAUUUUUGUUCUUGUUUAUGUUAAUGUCUUCUCUCUCUCUCUUUUUUUGAAGCAAAUACCGCAUGACAUUGGUAGUUAAUUUUGUUGCUCUAGUUAUCAAAAAAAAAAAAAAAAAAAAACUGAUUUUAGAUCGUGUAAAUAUGCGGGGAUUUUCUUCUGAUGUUGUUGUUGUUCGGGUUUUGCUAACUUUAAUGUUAAGGAAAAACAAAAAAUAGGAACCCAAAUCUAUGAAGUAGUAGCUGAGUUUCAGGUUCUUGUAGGAUGGCUCUUCUUGUUGUUGUUGUUCUUGAUCUGAAAGGUUUGGAAUCUCUGUUUUUUGCUGUUCA
Quercus robur (English oak) is the source of this 1828-nucleotide messenger RNA. RefSeq lists its product as uncharacterized. The transcript has a single exon. Bases 264 to 1490 code for a protein of 408 amino acids. The record is from RefSeq and is a predicted model, not a curated record. Lineage: Eukaryota; Viridiplantae; Streptophyta; Magnoliopsida; Fagales; Fagaceae.